CCCUCCUUCCCCCUCUCUCUCUCUCUCUCGCUCUCUUUUUUUUUCCUUUCCCUCCGUUCAACAUGUCGGGCAGGUCGGUGCGAGCCGAGACCAGGAGCCGGGCCAAGGAUGACAUCAAGCGGGUUAUGGCAGCUAUCGAAAAAGUACGGAAAUGGGAGAAGAAAUGGGUUACUGUUGGUGAUACAUCUCUCAGGAUCUACAAGUGGGUACCUGUAACAGAACCCAAAGUUGAUGAUAAAAAUAAGAAUAAGAAGAAGGGGAAAGAUGAUAAGUGUGGUUCUGAACUGACCACCCCUGAAAACAGCUCCUCACCGGGCAUGAUGGAUAUGCAAGAUGAGAACAGCAAUCAGAGUUCUAUAACAGAUGCCUCCCCCAUGAAACAAGAGAACAGCAGCAACCCAAGUCCCAUACCUGAGCAGAACCCAGUAAUCCAAGCAGAGGGCACUGAGGCGAGGGCAGAGGAACCCCAGGCCCCCACUAAAGACCAGCCCAGCUCUGAGGGCACAUCGCCACAAGUGGUGCCCAAUUCCCAAACUGCUGCAGAACCAUCCCAGAGCGAUUCAGAAAAAAAUGAUGCUCAGCCCUCAGGAGUCAAAGAGGAGAGCAUAGAGACCAAAGAUACUCAGGAAUCUGAAGACGGGGAAUCACUUCCAAAAAAGAUGAGAACAGAGAACUCUCAGCAGAGUGCUGAGGAGAGCUAGGCUGUCGAGAAAACUGUGGGGUCACUUUCCACUUCAAGGUACAUCAACAGGCUUCCUUUCAGACCAACCUUCACACAUUACUGAACACAGAGGAACCACUGACCACAGACGGAUGUUAGGUCAUGAUCCAAGCUAAUUUGGGAAGGCUGGACCGAUACAAUGCUGAAGAAUUUCUCCUGUGAAAUGCACAUUAUGGUCAUUUAUGUAUUUAAAUUACUUUCACUGUUAAGAGUGGGGCGGAUGGAAGAAAUGGACUCAGGAGGGUUUACGCACUGGUAGUUUAUAAAACUUGUCAAGAUCACGUUUUUGCUGCUGUAUUUUUCAUUUCUUUUAUUUAUGUUGUAAAAUAUUUAAUGGUACAGGUCAGAUUUACUGUGUGUGAAAUCCAUUGUUCAUGCCAUUCGGUUCCAUUUUGUGCCUCCUUUUUAAAAAGAACUUUUUGCCACUAUCUUACUGAAAGUGCCCUCUGUUUGCACAAUGCCUUGAAUUAGUAAGAUUCUGUUUAAUCAUGUUAGCAAGUGCAACAAACAAGUCUGAAUGAGUGGGUCCUUUUCACACUGAGUUUGUAACUUUGAAAGACUCCCUACAUAUCUGUACUCCAGAUUUGCUUGAAUGUGGUAUGAAGUCAACCCAACCUCCUUUUUUAAAAAAAAAGUAAGAAAGAAAAUAUCUGGAUGAAGUCAAUUUCGAUGGGGAGUUUUUAUUAAGCUGGUUUUAAAUUGACCACCCUGUGGAACCAUCGGUAAAAUUAAAACUUCAAAGUAGUGAAUAGUGCUAAGACAGUUUUCGUUUAAAAACAAAUGGCUGCCAUCUCAACCCCCACCCCCGAAAAAGCAACUCCUUUAUACAGCAUCAUGUCCUGUUUCUAUAAUAUAUAAAAUCUUUUUAAGAUUUCAGUUUAGAAAUUAUGUAGUUACUGAAUAUUCUACUUCACUACUGAUAAUCGUUUUCAAGCAUAAGCAGGAUUUGGUGGGAAGUACAAAUUCAUUUUUUUAAAUUAAGUAAGUAUAGAAAAAGAAUAUUAGAAGCUGCAAGGAUUCUCAAAUUACCUAACCUUGUGCAUUAACAUCAAGGUGAAACUCGCUGCAUAAAAGCUUCACAGGCUGCGAGCAAUGGAAUAACAAGUGAGGGAGGUGUGAAUAUUUCCACGGGGUUCAAUUCAAUUUCCAAAAGGUUGGUAGACUGCCACACAUCAUUCAUCGAGUGAAAGUCUUUACUGUUAAAUGGUUUUGAUUGCUUCUUAUGCCUGUGACUUUUAUUCCCAUCUGGCCACUUAUCUAAUACCUGAACGAUUUGUUGAAUGCUUGUAUUUGAGAUCCAUCGUCCCAACUUUAUCAAAUUUGCAUUGAAUAUGAAGCAUUCCAAGGCUGAGGUAAUAUUCAAGGUAUUAAGGUGAAGUGCACAUUGUGUUGCACUGACACGUAAUGGGUGCUUGCUUUUGAGGGGGCAAUGGAAAUGCAUUGUGCUCAAUUACCAGUCUUGCAAGUAUCGAUUUCCCUGUUGUCACUGUGCCUGACAUCAAAGUGUUGUUGAUUGAAAGAUUUGGAAAGCAUAAAAUUAAGUGAAUAUUUAUUGAUGACCAAAUCUUGGAGUUGGGAAGCAAGAGUAGGAGAGAGUUCAAAGUGUAUGUAGCAUUGCCCUGUAUUUAUACUUUAUUUUCCAUGUUCUCCAAUGUUUGUUUAGCAUUCAUAGUAGUUUGUUUCGAGAAUCAUGUGAGACAGUGAAUCAAGCAGGUCUUUUCAUUUGGUUAACAAAGUGUACUGUAACUUCCUUUUUAGCAGGGGUGGGGAGAAACUUAUUUUUUCCCUUAAUUAUGUUUUAUGGAUUUUUGGAAGAAAAAAUAUUGGGCGUUGUCUGGUGACACGGCUAGUGACUUACUCUGCAUGCACGAGUGGUCCUGUCAGGGUAGUGUAGGAAAUGCUUUGUGCAACACUAGAUUGAGAUGUCUCAAGGGGAUUGCAAGUGUCUCAGGCCAUGUAACCCAUUUACAGUCACGUGCCUGCAUUAUACAGAAUUUAGGAGUAAAUAGUACUGGAAAAUGUCCAACGAUUUGGAGAUGCCAUGAUGUGAAAUCAAUGUUCUAAUUAACAACUCCCAAUUUGUAUUUUUCACAUGUAGCAUUUCUGUGCCGUUACUUUGGUCACUUGGCACUUUUUUAAUUGCAUAAGGUUGGAUGCUGUGCGUCAGAGGGAUGUGGGGAAUGUUUGUCUUACUAACCCAAGCUGUGUUUCCUGUGUGCAUCAAGCCUCUGUGUUUAAAUUAAAUUUGGCUGACUAGAAAUGGGAACAGAUUGCAAGUAGUGCGAUCACAGAAUCAAGUCAACUGUUCUGCAGAUUCCCUUAACAGAAAAAACAGGUUUCAAUAGCAGUAGUUAGGAGAUACAGGGUGCUUCUUAAUUAAUUCUCGAAGGAUGUACUAUUUGAAAAAAAUUGCUGUAUAAGAACUAACGUAGGUGUCUGAGUCGGUUUGUAUUUAGUUUGUGUUUUUCUUAGAUGGUAACAUUGCAGAUAGGAACACGACUUGUGGAAAGGUUCCAUUUAAUCAAACCCUUCUAGUGUUUUUUUUUGUUGUUGCCAGAAAUAAUUUAUCCUAUUUUACCUUCGAUUGACUUCAGCUAUUCCAUGGGAUGAUGGUUUAGUUCUAAUUUACUGUGAUACUUUACAAACUACUGGGGACUGGCAACGUUUGUUACUUGUUUUCUUUCCGGCUCGGUUCCGCGGUAAUUGCUACUGCUCAGCUCUACCUUCUUGUAUUGGUUUUGUACACUUUGAAUACAUUAACCAAAAUAAAUUAUAUUUUAAUGGUGCAUUGAAUAAGUGUGUGAUGAGGUGAAGGAUAACCCAAACGAGAAAUUAAUGUGAGUAAUUUUGGUAGGGUAUUUGUCAGUUUCAGGACAGCUACAGUGAGAAGGGUACAAUUCAAUACCUUGUGUCCUGAAAGGGAUCUCGAUGAUGUAAACUUUUUAAAUGCUUAGCAACACUGAUGCAUUUUAUAGAUGUGGUGUUAAUUUUUUAAAGCGAAAAGUUGGUUCUAGUCUAGCCUCCAGAACUGAAUUUGUUUUUUGCUGAUGAAGCUAGCUUCUGUACAACCCUUUGUUAGUGUAAUUUGUUUAUUGCCGGUAUCUGCAUUGGACAUUUGUACAGUGGUAUGUUAAAGCUUCUAGUGGAAGGUGUUUCCACUCCGCUACAACGUAGAUUUUUUUUGGAUCCAUUUAAUGCAGUUGUCAAAAAAAGGAAAAAAGACUGACUGCUUCUUGUUUUCCUCUAAAAUAUAUUUGUAAUGUUGGAGCUUCUGUUACAGUUUUUGUUCCUCUUAUGUUCCCUCCCGCCCCCACCGUGAGAGCGAUUUAAACGCAUUUCCAUAUACUGUACAGUAUAUUGCUGGUGUGCAGUAUAAAACCUGAAUAAGUGUUUUAAGUCUGUAUUUCAGCAAUAGUUGUGAGUUUCAAAUUUUGCUUAUGGAAUUUUUUUUGGUGUUGCAAGAAAUUAAAAAUACCACAUUCCAAAAUGUUGUAGUCGUAAGUGCAGGCGCUUGUAUUUGCUAGCAACCCACAGGACAGGUCACUGUCUUGUGACUGUCGUUCUUAGUUCUUUAAUUCCAUGCUACUUUUACACCGAACUGUACAGACAGAAAAUGUCACGAAUACUGUCCAGCUGUCAACCAGAGGCAAUGUAGUUAAUCAGGACUGCCCAUCUUUUUAAAGGCCUGUUAUGAUUUGUAGAGACCCAAGCUAUCAUGGNAAAAAAACAUUUCCAACUAAAAUGCAGUGUUGUACAGCAGUAUGAUUUAUUUUUCUUAUUUAUUCUCUUACGUAUGGUUUGUACCAUGUACAAUGACUCUGUUUUCAUGAAUAAAAAAUUGUACAGCGA
This is a messenger RNA of Callorhinchus milii (elephant shark), 4570 nucleotides long. It is a transcript of the gene bcl7a, whose product is annotated as BAF chromatin remodeling complex subunit BCL7A. NCBI's taxonomy places the organism in Eukaryota, Metazoa, Chordata, Chondrichthyes, Chimaeriformes, Callorhinchidae. The transcript is spliced from 6 exons. The coding region runs from base 63 to 701 and encodes 212 amino acids. The record is from RefSeq and is a predicted model, not a curated record.